AUGUCGGCACUCCGCGCUGGCAUGGCUGCCCGGCCUGCUAUUCGAGCUGCUGCCCGAACCACCACAUGCCGCUCUUUCGCAACAUCUCACAACCUGCGCAUGGCUGCUGUCUCUGAGAAGUCCUUCUUUGCUGGCGAGCCCGAUGCUCCUAGUGUCAAGACAGCUAUCCCCGGCCCUCAAACCAAGAAACACAUGGAUGAGCUCACUAAAGUCUUCGAUACCCGCAGUGCAAACAUGCUCGUUGACUAUACAAAGAGCAAGGGCAACUAUAUCGCCGAUCCUGAUGGCAAUGUCCUCCUCGAUGUAUUUGCUCAGAUUGCUUCAAUUGCGGUUGGUUAUAACAACCCUACCCUUCUCAAGGCUGCUUCCAGCCCCGAAAUGGUCAACGCCAUUGUCAACCGACCUGCUCUUGGAGCUUUCCCUUCCCACGACUGGGCCGAACUUCUCAAGUCCAGCCUGCUUACUGUUGCCCCGAAGGGCCUGGACAACGUCUUCACUGCCAUGGCUGGGUCUGACGCCAACGAGACCGCCUACAAGGCUGCCUUUAUGUGGCGUCGACAGCAGGAGCGUGGCGGCCCUGAUGUCGAGUUCAGCUCCCAGGAGCUUGACAGUGCAAUGAACAACCAUGCUCCUGGUAGCCCCGACCUCUCUAUUCUUUCCUUCAAGACCGGCUUCCACGGCCGUCUCUUUGGAUCGCUCUCUACAACUCGUUCAAAGGCUAUUCACAAGAUUGACAUCCCUGCGUUCGACUGGCCUCAGGCUAGCUUCCCUCAGCUCAAGUACCCUCUUGAGGAAAAUGUGGAAGAGAACAAGAAGAUUGAGCAGGCCAGUAUCGAUGAGGUCGAGCACCUUAUCAAGAGCUGGCACCUUCCUCCCUGUGCCGUCGUUGUCGAGCCCGUCCAGAGUGAGGGUGGUGAUAACCAUGCUUCACCAGACUUCUUCCGCAAGCUUCGCACACUAACCAAGAAGCAUAACAUUCUCCUUAUCGUGGACGAGGUCCAGACAGGUAUCGGUGCUACCGGCAAGUUCUGGGCUCAUGAGCACUGGAACCUUGAGACCCCUCCUGAUAUUGUUACCUUUUCUAAGAAGGCUCAGGCUGCUGGUUUCUAUUAUGGCGACUCUGCCAUCCGCCCCAACAAGCCUUACCGUCAGUUCAACACAUGGAUGGGAGACCCUGCCCGUGCCAUCCUUUUCAAGGCUAUUGUUGAUGAAAUCAACAAGAACGACCUCGUCAACCACACCGCACGGGUCGGUGACAGCCUUUUCAAAGACCUCGAAGCUCUUAGCCACAAAUAUCCUGGCCAAAUCGAGAACCUUCGUGGCAAGGGUCAAGGUACAUUUAUUGCCUUUGACAGUCCUAAGCGCGACCAGUUCCUGGCCCAGGCCAAGACUCUGGGUGUGAACAUUGGUGGUAGUGGUGCCAGCGCUGUUCGUCUGCGACCUAUGCUCAUUUUCCAGCAAAAGCAUGCUGAUAUUCUCCUCGAUACCAUCGAGAAGAUUGUCAAGGAGUAA
Messenger RNA from Fusarium sp. VM40, 1512 nucleotides. The record is from the annotation of a GenBank genome assembly. Lineage: Eukaryota; Fungi; Ascomycota; Sordariomycetes; Hypocreales; Nectriaceae.